CUGCCAUCACUGUCCCGCUCAUUUGCCAGGGCAAUUGUGUAGCAGAAAUCCUGAGCCAUGUAUAACAUACAGAAUCCUCCGAUAAGCCGAGAUCAGACACCCGAAUCCCCGGGCGCAAUUUCGAGCCAGGUCCCAGGUCUUUCCAGUCUCAGCCGCGGUGCAUGCGAAGCAUGCAGGUCCCGCAAGAUACGUUGCGAUAGGAAGUCUCCCUGUGUCCAGUGUCGACGUGCCGACAUUGAAUGCGUCCAUCCAGGUAUCAAGCCAAGAGAGAAACGCUCAAGAGUGUUGAUUACUCCGCAAUACGAAAAGAAGAUCGACCUUAUUGAUAGCCGGCUGGAGGAAGUUGUCGGGCUAUUGCGAAAUCUCUCAACGCAUGUGUCCGCUCCAGGCAACACUCAUGAUGAUGUGCCGGUUCCUCCUCCGGCACAUCCCUCUCCAGUACGCCGGGCACUCCCCUCGAACUCUGAAAAUGCUGCAGUGGUGGAAGGGUCGUCUUCCUUGUCCGCCCACUCCGUUUUCGUCAACCAACUCUUACAGGGUUUUGUUGGAGUUCAGCAGCCCGAUGGCGAUAUCCAAAGAACUUUGACCGAUCUAGCAGAUAUAGCGAGUACUCCCCAGGAUACAUCGUCAGCGACCGAGGUGGCACUACCAAAUGCAGACCCGUCAGAGACUCGAGGCCAGAAGAAGUUCAAACUACCGCCCAUUCAAGAUGCUGCAAAUUUGAUUCGCGCUGCACAAGCUCAGCGACUAGCAGGUUCUGGUUGGGUAUACGGCUAUAUCUUGAUGCAGUCUUUCAGUGAUCUUUGUCUCCAGGUCUAUUUCUCGGAACCUGUAUCUCCCUAUGAUUGUAUCAGCGUUAACGCCGGCUUGUUCUCGUUAUUCUGGGACCAUGCCUUGACGGCUCAGACUCCGCAAAGUGAGAAAGAACAAUGCCUUGCAUACGCUCGUCUAUGCCGAAACAAUCUCGAAACCGGAUUGGCCGAACUACCGCUACAUCUACCAGAAUCGCCAAGUGUGAUUGCCGCCCUCAUUUUUGGAGCGUAUUAUGCCAUCGAGUUCUCGACAGCCUCGUUGUGCUGGUCCUUGGCUUCCAAAGCUUCUGCUUUAUGCCAGACAUUAGGGUAUCACAGGACAGUAACUUCUCAUGACCGGGUAGUAACAAAUUCGAAAUACACGCGAUUCCUUUUCUGGACGACUUACUACUUGGACAAAAGCCUCUCUUUGCGCUUGGGCAGAGCUUCAACUAUCCAAGAUUGGGAUGUUACGGCCAUUCCUCCCUCUGCAUCAAGCACUGACCAGGAACCUGUCUUUGCCUUUUUCGCCCUAUGGGUCAAGACUGCGAGAUGCCAAGGUGACAUAUACGAGAUGCUCUAUUCCCCUGCGGCAGCAACUCAGCCCGAGCAAGUCAGAAGAUCAAGAGUUGGUUCCCUAGCAUCCAGUUUGUACGACAUCGCGCAAGAGACAGAAAGGACAAAAAAUCAAUGGCUCAAGACUGUGGAGGAAAAUACCGAAGAACAUCUUAUGGACUUCUACGCCGUCUCUGACGAGGUUCUCCGACUAUCACUACUGACUCACGUCUAUCGAGCCGCUCCGAGAGACACACAGUCUUCUACAACAUUCAACCCUACAUGUAUCCAAGUCGCCAGAGCCACUUUGGACAGACACCACGACUGCAUAGCAAUCAUACAGAAAGCAAACGACAUUUGGUUUUCGAUCUAUGUCAAAUGGACCCUUCUCUUCGCGCCUUUCGUGCCUUUCAUCGUCGUUUUCUGUCAUGUCAUGGAGACGCGAGAUCACGCUGAUCUGGCCCGCCUCGAGGCGUUUGUAAACUCCAUCCAUGCAGCAACUACAGUUUCCGAGCCCGCCGCGAAAAUGCAUCGCUUGUUCCAGGUACUCCAUAACAUCGCCACACGCUACCUAGAGCUCGGUGGCAUGGGAGAUAAUCAUGGCAAGCAGUCUUCCGUGCCAAGCAUGGAUACACAAUUAGCCGCUUUGGGAUUCCCUCACGCCGAGCACUGGGAGAUGAACAACGCACCGACGGACUUUGAUUUCGGCAUCGAUGGACUGCAACAACACAAUCAGCAGCCUCAACCGUUGAACAGCAUAUUGUGGGCGGGUAACGAAUUGCAAUUGGAGGAAUGGCUGUACAAUAGCCAAGCAUCGAUGGAAACGCUCCAGAGCGGUGAUUCUUCACGACCUGACAUGAUGCAAUAGGUGAUGGAAAGAAGGAGCGGGAAUGACAAUGGAAGACCUUGCGUUGUGAGAGUCAAGACAGCCUCACAGACAAUCGUGAAGAUUGCACCCUUCCAACCUUGCCAUAUGGUAAGAAUCCUCAGUCUCCAGAAUAUGCCGAGCGAUUGAUCGGCUCACCCUACUGUUGCUGUCCUGACCAUCGCUUAAUUCUUACCCUUUGAUCAACUCCC
Messenger RNA from Aureobasidium pullulans EXF-150, 2423 nucleotides. RefSeq names its product fungal-specific transcription factor domain-containing protein. Gene Ontology annotation, molecular function: zinc ion binding; DNA-binding transcription factor activity, RNA polymerase II-specific; DNA binding. Lineage: Eukaryota; Fungi; Ascomycota; Dothideomycetes; Dothideales; Saccotheciaceae. The transcript has 8 exons. Gene Ontology annotation, biological process: regulation of DNA-templated transcription; DNA-templated transcription. The coding region runs from base 58 to 2214 and encodes 718 amino acids. The record is from RefSeq and is a predicted model, not a curated record.